Molecule: messenger RNA, 2070 nt
Organism: Erigeron canadensis
Lineage: Eukaryota; Viridiplantae; Streptophyta; Magnoliopsida; Asterales; Asteraceae
Product: ribulose-1,5 bisphosphate carboxylase/oxygenase large subunit N-methyltransferase, chloroplastic
Exons: 11
Coding region: 209-1759 (516 amino acids)
Biological process (GO): peptidyl-lysine monomethylation
Cellular component (GO): chloroplast stroma
Molecular function (GO): protein-lysine N-methyltransferase activity
Source: RefSeq, a predicted model, not a curated record
GGUAAGGUACCAAAAAAGCAAAGUGACCCAAUCCUCUAUAUAAUCCGGUUGUCAUUUUCCCUCCUUAUCCCCCCUCUUCUCUCAACGCCACCAACAAAAUUAUCCACCCACCCACUUUGUCAGUCAGUAAUUCCGUCAGUCACAAAAUCACAAAUAAACCCUAAUUUCAAGUCUCAUUUCCUCCAAUUUAAAUCAACUCUGACUUAAAAUGGACGUCUGUUUUAUACAUCAAACCAAUUGCAUAUUCGAUUUUAAUCCAAUUCAUUAUAAUAAUAACAAUAAUAAUCAUCGCUCUGUUACAGUUCUUCCUAGACUUUCAUUUUCGAGUCACAAACACAACAAUGCUCUUCGCUCUUCGUAUCGAAACCGAAACGUUUUUUUCGCCUCUUCGAGUUCCGAUAUAAUGGUAUCUGCUAUUAAUAAACAUAAGGAAUUUACAAAAGAAGAAGCAGAAGAAGAUUUGAAAUCAUGGAUGCAUAAAAACGGUUUGCCUCCGUGUAAAGUUGUUUUGAAAGAUCGUCCUGCUUACGAUUCACGCCAUCCUUCCACUCAUUAUGUUGCCGCCAGUGAAGACUUGCAGGCAGGUGAUAUUGCGUUUUCUGUGCCGAAUUCGUUGGUUGUUACACUAGAGAGAGUUUUAGGGAACGAAACUAUCGCGGAACUGCUAACCACGAACAAACUAUCGGAGUUAGCUUGUCUUGCAUUGUAUCUAAUGUAUGAGAAAAAACAAGGGAAAGAAUCUGUGUGGUACCCGUAUAUUAAGGAGCUUGAUCGUCAGCGUGGUAGGGGACAGUUAUCUGUGGAAUCCCCUCUAUUGUGGUCCGAAUCAGAAUUGGAUUAUCUGACAGGCAGUCCCGUUAAGGCUGAAGUUGUUGAAAGAGCAGAAGGCAUCAGAAAAGAGUAUAGCGAGCUUGACACUGUCUGGUUUAUGGCUGGAUCUCUAUUUCAGCAAUAUCCAUUUGAUAUUCCUACAGAGGCGUUUUCAUAUGAGAUCUUUAAACAAGCUUUUGUCGCAGUCCAGUCGUGUGUUGUGCAUUUGCAGAAUGUCAGUUUGGCACGGAGGUUUGCAUUGGUCCCUCUUGGACCUCCUCUUCUGACCUAUAGGAGCAACUGCAGAGCGAUGUUAACAGCUGUAGAUGGAGCUGUUCAAUUGGUUGUUGAUCGCCCAUACAUAGCCGGGCAAUCUAUAGUCGUAUGGUGUGGUCCACAACCAAAUUCGAAGUUGCUUAUAAAUUAUGGUUUUGUUGAUGAAGAUAACUCUUUUGACCGUCUGGUGGUUGAGGCAGCAUUAAAUACAGAGGAUCCUCAAUAUCAAGACAAGAGAUUAGUUGCUCAACGAAAUGGAAAGUUAACCAUACAACCAUUCCAGGUGAAAGUAGGGAAGGAAAGAGAAGCCGUUCUAGAUAUGCUUCCGUACAUGAGGUUAGGUUAUGUUUCAGAUCCUUUAGAGAUGGAAUCUGUUCUUUCUUCUCAGGGUCCAGUUUGUCCGGUAAGUCCUUGUAUGGAACAUGCAGUUUUGGAUCAAAUAGCUACGUAUUUCAGGGAAAGACUGGCCGGAUACCCCACUACUCUAAGCGAAGAUGAAGCCUUGCUAGGUGAAUGUGAUAUCGACCCCAAGAAACGAGUCGCCACACAGCUUAUCAGGUGUGAGAAGAGAAUACUAAGCAAAUGCUUGGAGGCAACUGUUGAUCUGAUUAACCAAUUACCAGAUCUCACUAUAUCUCCAUGCCCAGCUCCAUAUGCGCCUUUACUAAGAUAAAAUUGGAUCUAGGAUGUUGAGUUCUACGAUCUCCAUAUAUUUUUGGGAACCUAGCGAGUUACAAGGAACCAUACAGUACCAGCUGCCUAGGCCAGUUAAGUUGUUUGCUGAUGUUUGUAUGUUGUAGCAGGAGGUGAUCUUGUUUUUCCAUUUCAUUGUGCCACUCUUGAUCUUAAGAUUAGCAUGGAAAAACUUUGAUUUCAGGUCGUCCUCCUGCUUUAAAGCUAUCUGCUGAUACCAAGUACACAAUAUUGCUAUUUGAUUUAUUCUAUAAAUGAGAAACUACUCUUGUACAGUUUUUCUAACCAAAA